GAUGCCACAUUGAGUAUCAUUCAAGUAAACGCCGAACUGGAGAAAGGAGGUUUUGCAAAAUCAAACUAAAGCGCAUGCAUACAAAAUUCAACGGCCACAUUUGCCUGUAAGUCAGCAGAUUUCAGCGAAGGUGAAAUUUACUCAAGAAUCAGAAAAAGAUGUGUAAAUUUACAAAUCGUCUUUUCGUCUUUGUGGUAUUAGCGAUGUUGGGUUCGGAAGUAUGCAGUUCAACAAUACCCACUAAGAAACAUACCUACAAACAAUCCCGCGACGAUAGCCUCAUGUCACUAUUUGAUUUUCUUCUACCGGAUUAUGAUUAUGACCUGCAUUAUGAUCAACGUCAGAAGGGCAACGAGAAUGUACGUGUUAAGCUGGACGGUUUUUAUAUUGGCUUGCCCGAGCAAGACUCCUCUUUACUCUUGAUGAAUUCUGAAGAUUUAAUAUCGCAAUUGAGCGAUGAGUUGUUGAGCGGCGCCAGUAAGAGUCGAAAUCCCACUGCUGCUCCUUUCAAUUCACUGAGUGAUGGAAAAGAACAUAGUUUUGAUAAAAUAAAAGUGGAGCCAAAGCCCGAAACAACUCUUGUUGUGGAGAUUCCAGCACCGAAGAAAGAUUUGGAAGCAAGGCAGCGUAUAGAACAUGCGACAGAAGACAGUGCAGUCGGCAUGCGCACAAAGGUACAGCUGUAUAAUUUGCUUAAUCAUCUGAUGAAGCGGACACAGAAAAAUGCAUUUAGAAAAAAUUAAAAAAUAUACCUAUUA
Messenger RNA from Teleopsis dalmanni, 758 nucleotides. RefSeq lists its product as uncharacterized. Bases 159 to 743 code for a protein of 194 amino acids. The transcript is spliced from 3 exons. NCBI's taxonomy places the organism in Eukaryota, Metazoa, Arthropoda, Insecta, Diptera, Diopsidae. The record is from RefSeq and is a predicted model, not a curated record.